Molecule: messenger RNA, 257 nt
Organism: Eruca vesicaria subsp. sativa (arugula)
Lineage: Eukaryota; Viridiplantae; Streptophyta; Magnoliopsida; Brassicales; Brassicaceae
Source: the annotation of a GenBank genome assembly
GGAAACCACAGAAAAUGAAUCUGCUAAUGAAGGUUACAGAUUCGGUCAAGAAGAAGAAACUUACAACAUUGUAGCUGCUCACGCGGCUUGGCCGGUAGUAGGCAUUUGGUUUACUGCUUUAGGUAUUAGUACUAUGGCUUUCAACCUAAAUGGUUUUAAUUUCAACCAAUCAGUAGUUGAUAGUCAAGGACGUGUUAUUAAUACUUGGGCUGAUAUUAUUAACCGUGCUAACCUUGGUAUGGAAGUUAUGCAUGAAC